This is a messenger RNA of Olea europaea var. sylvestris, 3903 nucleotides long. RefSeq lists its product as uncharacterized. The transcript is spliced from 4 exons. NCBI's taxonomy places the organism in Eukaryota, Viridiplantae, Streptophyta, Magnoliopsida, Lamiales, Oleaceae. The record is from RefSeq and is a predicted model, not a curated record. The coding region runs from base 3087 to 3740 and encodes 217 amino acids.
UACUCCUUUAGCAACAUUCAAUCAAUGAAAGCUGUAUUUUAAGUGUUGCGAAAGAGCGUUUCUGUUGUAGUGUCUCCAGUUAAUCACCAUUGGCUACACCUGGUUAGUUCCAUCAUUGGCAUAUUUCAAAUCCUUGGCUACUUUUUCAUCAACAAAACUGUGGAUGCUCCCACUGUCAAUCAAUAUGGACACUCUUCUGUCUUUGUACUUUAAUGGUUUCGAGCUUCCAUCCUUACGCUAUAGCACUAACUGAUAUUUCCAUCAUUUCCUCACCUCCUGAUCCUUCUAUAGACUCAGAGCCUUUUAUAUUCAUUUGGCCCCAGUUGUUUAAUUUUGCUAAAUGUCUUGACCACUCCUUCCUCAGCAGUUUCUAAAAACCUCCAGUGAAGCUCAUCAGAAAAUAAACUCCAAUCUACCCAAGGAUGGUUUGCAAUGAAUCCAUAAAACCAUAUAUAAGCUUUCCCUUCCAAGAACUUCUCAACAAUGUCCAACCUAAGUUCAUCAGGAGUUUGAUGGAGUAGGAAAUAUUUCCUAGCUUUCUUUAGCUAUUCCCUAGGUCCUUCUCCCUCAAACAAAGGGAGAUCAAUUUUAGAGUCUACCAUUUCCAUUAAAUUCACCUCUAGCAUGAGCAUCAUUCACAUUACUACUAUCUCCUUGUGUGCAAAUCAUACUCCCAGGCCUCCAAUUAACAACCGACCAUUUGAUCCCUUUGUUUCUAUGCUCUGUUUUCAGAUCUAAAGACUUUUGGGUCAUCAUGGCCACUAAAUUUUCAUAUUUCUGAUUCAAGUCCAACAUAGCACCCUCAAAUUUCUCUUGCCUACAGACAAAUACCUAGAGAUUUUGAUUUGUGGACUCCAAUUUGGCCUCCAAUCUGCUGGUAACAGAUUUGAAAGUUGUACCCAAAUCAGCUAUUUCCGGAUCCAGCUCUUCAUAUGUUCAUCCACUGCCUUAGACCUUGUAUCCAUGACCAUCAAUUACCCAGUAAUAUGUGCCUGUUCUGAUACCAAUUUGUGACAGUCGGAACUCAGCUUAGGUCCUCACUGUAAUCGUAGCUCAGAAAUGAAAAUUUCCCAGUGAAAUCAGCUGAAAUAGUAACCAAAUAAAGAGAAAAUAGAAAGGGGGAGGGGGAGGGGAGAACGGCAAAACAAGAAGAAGGGAGAUGAGAAAAGUUUUUGAAUGAUUUCAACAAUUGCACUGAAAAUAUCCAAUUACACACACCGACUGCCUUCUUCGAACAAGGAGGUAGAUAUAAUACCAGUAAGAAGCAUGUUUCUCAAUUCGUAAAAUGUAGAAACGUUUCUUGCUUUUUACAAUUAAUCAAAGUAAGUGACACUGUUUCGAUAAGUUGCCACUACACCAUUUUUGAAUUCAAAAUCAGUUAAGCCUGUUGCCUUCUUCCUCCUCCUCUAUUUCUGGUUUUGCUGAUUCUUUUUCCCCAAUUAUUUCCCACAUGACAUAGUUAUACACGUAAAUGGUUUGUUAACGUGAUAUUAGCAGGACUAUAAUUUGUUAAGCAUCAUGGAUAUGACAGGGCUUUUCUUUGGGCUGCUUUUCUUUGGGCUUUGUUUUCAUUGGUUUGUGAGUCAUGUUAUUUCUUACGAUUUUCAAUUGUGUCGGGAUGCAUUUUUCUUGGUUUUUAGAUUUAAUUCUAUGCACAUAUGAUCUAUUUUGUGAUAACCACGUUUUGGUGUUUUUAUCUAUGCAAUGGAUGAAGUGUGUUUGGAAGGGUAUCGAAGGUGGUGCCAAGGAGGUAAACAAAAUUAAUGAUAUUUGAUUUUUGAAAAAACAUGAAUAAAUGCCUGUGUGUAGGCUUAGCUAGGAUGAUUUUGUGGCAAGAGAUUGCGAAUGUAAUAAGCUAUGCACCUUCAAGCACAGACUAUGCUAGUUAUCGGUUUGUUAAGGGCUUGGCUCAAAAUGGUUCUCUACCGAGGGAAGAAGAUGACAAAGGUGGCCAUUAUAUAUUCGAGCUUGGAGGCAAAAUUUCCUUUUCAACUGCUAUCUCAUUUUCACCUUUCCAUGACCCAUAACUUUUAACUUACUUUAACAUAUACACAUGGAAUGAAUCGUGCUUAAUACAUUGUCGAAAAUGUGUUCGACUUGCCUGUACAACAAUUGUUGAUAUUUUCAUCUGAUAUAAUUCAAGUUUUUCAGCUUGCCAUUAAGUUUUUGGAAUGACCUGGUUUUGGAAAGAUAAAAUACACAUCAAGAUGCGUGAAAAUACAUCCCUAAAGUAAGAAAGGACGGAUUCAUCUGCUUGAAUUGGGAGUGUUGCCAUCAAAAUCGUUCAUGAUGCAGCUAUGAUUGAAGUGGAAGUGCUUUAACAACUUGGAAGACAUGAUAAAGGUGGCAAUCGUUGCUCGUGAUGAUUCCAUAAUUGUGGAUGCGUGCCAAGAUGCCGCCGAAGAGAACCUAAAAGGGAAAAGACAACGUCGGUUCCUCCUCCGGUACAGCCCGCACCAGAGAGCUAAUAGGAGGUGUACGAAGAUCCCAAACUGCAGAAUAUUAGCUCGAUACGAGAACAUAAUAUGCCAUUGGGGCAUGAUACCAAAGAGACAGGUCCAGUUAGAGGACUUCCGUGGUUUUGAGUUGACACAUCUGAUACAAAUCUGUGGAUGGGAUAAGAUUAUAGAAAAGCCACACCCGGUUUAUGAAAGUACAGUCCGCGAAUUUUAUGCAAACCUCAAUAGUGAAAUUGAGAUUUCGGAUUCUGAACACUUAUACUAGACGUGGGUUCGAGGUAAGUGGAUAAUGUUCUCCCCAGCGAUCAUCCAUGACUUCUACAAUCUUAAUGUGUUCCCGAUUCCCACUCAAUUCAAUUGGAAUGAAGUGGCGGAGGUUCUCUUGGGAAGAGAAAAUGCUUGGGCCCUACCCACAGCAGAGUGGUAUCAAAUUGAGCUUACUCCCUCCAUAGCUAUCCUCUAGGUCUUCAUGUGCUAUAAUAUCGAACCCACAUCGCAUCGGACAACUUUCACGGAUCAAACUGCUGGGUUCAUAUAUCAUUUAGUCCGGGGAUGUAAAGUUGAUUUAGCUACUCUUAUCUAUGACCAGAUAUAGAAUUUGGGGACCUGGGAGAUAGGCGGUCUUCGAUGAUCUUCCCUAGUCUGAUUAGCGGGAUAUGUCUCGCCGUCGGUGUUACAGUUGAGGCAGGGGAGAUGCCUGGGAAAUUAAGCCCACUGAUAAAGCGCGCAACAUUUGAAGCUCAGGAACGAGCUAGGAUGAGAAAGAGAGAACAAGACCGACUUGAGCAGCAAAGACAUAAUGAGCAGGGAGAAGGACAAGCAGCUGAAAAUAUACACCUGCCACAAGCCCCGCCACAACCAGCUGAAAUGGAUUCGCAGCUACUUCGGCAGAUAUUUGCCACCGCCACAAGAACUAGCAGGGAUAUACAAAAUCUCCAGCAGAGGUUCGAGACGAUGACCACCACUAUUGAAAAAGUGCAGAGAGACCUCUAUUUCUCCCAAGACUACACAAAAGGCGCUAUGAAUGAAGCCACGACUGCAAGAAGGAAAGUAGAGACUAUGAACGGUAGGUUCAACAUGUACGCUGGGAGAAUGGAUGGCAUACAGUGGCGUAUGAACGAAACUUGGGAUCGUUUGGGAAGUAUGGAAAGUAGGCUUCAAGCCAUUCAGGCCGAGCAAGCACAACAGUGCGAGUUGCUGAGACAACUCCUAUCUCGCCUCCCAUCUCCUCCUAAAGAUGAUGCUGCGGGUCCUAGCUUCACACCACAGCCAUCAAAUUGAUCAGGGGAGUUUUGUUAAUCUCUUAUUGCCAAGUUGUGUCCAUGUUUUAAAUUCUGUCAUUUUAACUUUACAUUUUACAUUGAGGACAAUGUAUUGUAUAAGUUUGGGAGAUUGUAGCAUAAUUUCAAACAAAUAUUCAGCAUGUAAUUGUUUUGCAUAUUCA